GCCAUUUAGGCCCCUGGGUCAGGAUCCAUGCAGGAUUUCUUCCUUUUUCUUCGGGGAAAGAGUUUUUCCUGGGAAAAGAAGAGUAACACAGGAAAUUGAGAGCUAUAAUGCAAAUCCAAAAACUUUUAUGGCUAGCGAGAGGCAGUCAUGUCAGUGUUAUGCACACCGAACAUCACCGUCCACUGAGUUUGGUAACCAUGGACACAGGAGCGCGGAUGCCUCCACUGUUGACUUUGUAGGGUUCUUAUCUCAGGACGCCAAGUGAUCCCUAUUGGUCGGUCACUUCACCCCCCCCCCCCCCCUUCAGCCAAUCACAAGCGCGGCCUGCUUUGCAUACAGGAAGAGUUCCGGAACUUUCGGUGUCAUUCUGCUCCCGUGGCUGCAGCUGUCCGUCAUCCCCCCCCGGUCCCUGCGGCCAGAUCCCGCUGCAGCCUGAACUGCCACAGGGCCUCCCCCCCCUCCCUCUCUCCCUCCCACCGCUCACCUCUCCGUCGCCUGGAUGUUCCCGCGAAGCGGCUGCCCCCCCUCGCCGCGGCCGCUGCCCCCGCUGCCCCCGCUGCUCCUCCUGCUCCUGCUGACGGGUGCCAGGCUGGCCCAGGCCUCGGUGGGGGACACUUUCGGGGAGUGCAGCCAGUUCCUGUACAUGCGGACCCCCCCCGCGGGACUGCCGGGCGGUGGCGGCGGCGGCGGCGGCAGCUUCCGGAGGAUCUGCCAGCGAUACGGCGACAAGCCACGCUACGCCACGCUGUACGACCGCGCCCGCCGCCUCCCCGUCUACUCCGCCUACACCUUCAAGAAGUCCGACGGGCAGCGGAGGGUGGACACGCCGUGGAUGUACGAGCCCCAGCUGGUCUCUGAGGAGGAGGGCGGGAACAUGAAGGUGCUGCCCCCCGACGAGGAGCUGGACCCCCUGCUGGAGGAGAGCCAGGUGGUGCUGCAGGACUUCGUCGACGCCACCCUGUACCAGCGCAGCACGCUCAACCCGGACCAGCACCAGGCGGACGACGACGACAAGGCGGCCACCUACACCCUGACCAACGUGGUGCCCCUGCUCGCCCCCUUCCUGGAGGAGUCCUGGACGCCGUACCUGGACGUCCUGCGCCGGAGGCUCAACAACUUCUGCCGCGGGACGUCCUACGUGGUGACGGGCGUCGCCGUCUCCGGCGGCCCCACCAUCCGCCGCGGGAACACCGACCGGCUGGCGGUGCCGCGGUACCUGUGGUCGGCCUACUGCUGCCCGCGCUUCGACAGGAACUCGCCGUACGCCGUGCGCUACAAGUUCCCCUCGCACGCGGCCUACGGGCUCAACCAGCCGCCGGUGGGGGCGGCGGGGGCGGCGGGGGGGCGCGGCGGCGUCCUGGAGGUGCCGCUCAAGACGCUGGAGGGCCUCCUGCGGAACCGGACCGACGCCGGCCCCGGCCUGGCCCUCUUCCACCGCGACUGCGUCUCGGAGAACGCCGCCAAGAAGAGGAGGAGGAGGGAGAGCGUCCCCGCCACGCCGUGA
This is a messenger RNA of Anguilla rostrata (American eel), 1504 nucleotides long. Its product is annotated as endonuclease domain-containing 1 protein-like. The transcript has 2 exons. NCBI's taxonomy places the organism in Eukaryota, Metazoa, Chordata, Actinopteri, Anguilliformes, Anguillidae. The record is from RefSeq and is a predicted model, not a curated record. Gene Ontology annotation, molecular function: hydrolase activity; nucleic acid binding; metal ion binding. The coding region runs from base 500 to 1504 and encodes 334 amino acids.